AUGAUAUGGAGGGGAUUGGAACACCUGAAUCACAUGAUUUGGAGGGGAUUGGAAUGCCUGAAUCACAUGAUUUGGAGGGGAUUGGAACACCUGAAUUACAUGAUUUGGAAGGGAUUGGAACACCUGAAUCACAUCAUUUGGAGGGGAUUGGAAUGUCUGAAUCACAUGAUAGGGAGGGGAUUAGAACACCUGAAUCACAUGAUUUGGAGGGGAUUGGAACGCCUGAAUCACAUGGUAGGGAGGGGAUUGGAACGCCUGAAUCACAUGAUAGGGAGGGGAUUGGAACGCCUGAAUCACAUGAUAUGGAGGGGAUUGUAACACCUGAAUCACAUGAUUUGGAGGGGAUUGGAACACCUGAAUCACAUGAUUUGGAGGGGAUUGGAACACCUGAAUCACAUGAUUUGGAGGGGAUUGGAACACCUGAAUCACAUGAUUUUGGGGCGGCCCAAUAC
Molecule: messenger RNA, 452 nt
Organism: Staurois parvus
Lineage: Eukaryota; Metazoa; Chordata; Amphibia; Anura; Ranidae
Source: the annotation of a GenBank genome assembly